AUUUUUGAACUUUGAACUUGGGAGGAGUCGCUAGCCUCGGCGGUGUUUGACAGGUUUGCGGAUAGGCAAAGAAUGAGCAUUUACAAGGAUUUGGACUUCAUUUCAGGGAGGGCGAAGGCUGUCAGUCAUCAUGGCCACUUCGAAAGCCUAUUUUAGUGAGCGAGCCCUUCGUGAUGAACCUGCAAUAGGUGCUUUUCUGAGACGAUUUGCUGGCGAGGUGGCUAACGUUAGCUAGCCUAAUAACAUCCGGCUUUACCUUUCAAUAAGAUGAUUAACGGUAGAUUAAUGAUUAAGCGCUAUCUAUUUUUCCAAAGCAAUGGCUGCAGACCUGCAAUCCAAAUACACCAAAUUGGCCCAGGAGUAUUCUAAGCUCCGGGCCCAGAACCAAGUCUUGAAGAAGGGCGUGGUAGAUGAGCAGGCUAGCUCCACCUCUCUGAAGGAGCAGAUGAAGCAGCGAGAGCAGAGCCUGAGGAAGGUGGAGCAGGAGAUGGACAGUCUCUCCUUCAGGAACCAGCAGCUGGCUAAGAGAGUAGAGCUGCUGCAGGAGGAACUGGCUACCAGCCAAGCCAAGGGCCAGAAGAGCAAGAACAAAGAGGACUCCCCCUCCCAGCAGGGCUUGCAGCUGAAGGUCCAGUUGGAGGAGCUGGAGAGAGACCACGAACAGCACCAGGCCAUAGUGGACGGACUCACCUCCAAAUACAUGGACACUAUAGAGAGACUGCAGAGUGCCCAGGCUAGACUAGAGGUGAAAUCCCAGACUCUGGAGAGGGAAUCUAAUGAGUGCAGAGUUCAGACAGAGGAAUGUCAGCAGCAGUUGAGGAAGUGUCAGUCAGAGCUCAACAGACAGGUGAAACAGAGCAGUUGUGUCAUCCAGGAGAAAGUGCCCUUCAACGACACCAAAUUCAGUGACUACAACAGCCUCAAUGUUCCACCACACAACAAAAGACACCAGUUGAAGGCCCGAGAUGUGGCAGGUCAGGCCUUAGGCUUCGUCCAGGACAUGGUGGUGGCUCUGUUAAACUUCCACUCCUACACAGAGCAGAGGGUGCACAUCUACCCCCUGGAUUCCUCUAUCGAACCCAUCUCACCACUCAACCAAAAGUUCUCCCAGUAUCUACAUGAGAAUGCAGCCUAUGUGCGCCCCCUGGAGGAAGGACUAGUGCAACUACACCAGAGCAUCACAGAGGACACAGUAACAGUACUGGAGACUGUGGGGAAACUGAAGGACUUUGCUGAUCAUUUCACAUCCUACACCCACUUUCUGCAGAAGAUUCUACCAUACCAGCUCAAAAGUCUGGAGGAAGAGUGCAGGGCUCCUUUGUGUACCUCCUCUCUCAUCUCUAAGAACCAGGAGCUGCAGAGUGGCAUGAAGAGAAUCACGUCAGUGUUCGACAAACUACACAGCUACAUCAUCCUACUGGCCUUACCUAGUGUUCGACGGGACGCCAUUCCCCAGAGCAGUUCCUCUGCUGUCUUCACCCAGCUGGCUGCCUGUCUACACAGUCUUCACGAUGCCGUCAAAGAGAUGUCUAAGCACUACAGCCAGAAGGCCGGUUUGGAACAGCAGUUGCCUACAGUCACUCAGAAGCUCUGCACCACUAACGAGUGUCUGCUGGCUUCCCUGGGCAUGCUCACCAACAGCACCGACAAGAUUGCGACGUUCUUCAGCAACAACCUGGAUUUCUUUACAUCUUCGACAGGCUAUGGUCCGAGAGGGGGGGUGGGGGUCCUCAACCCCCUGCAGGCAGAGAGCAUGCUGGGUAACAAGAAGAAGGCUUCUGACUACAUGCAGUCCAUCAGAAAGCCCAGAGCUGAGUCUGUUCCAUACAGAGAGGCCCUGUUGAACCGCCGUGUUCUAACCAGCUCUACAGAGAGCAGACAGGGACUCACACAACAGGUGGUGGCGAGCCAGGAGAAGAUAGCUCGUCUGGAGCAGGAGAAGGAGCACUGGCUGCUGGAGACCCAGCUGGGCAGGGUGAGGCUGGAGAAGGAGAGCCAACGCAUCCAGGACUUGGAGACACAGCUCUCCUCUGCCCUCGGAGGAGGAGGAGGCAGCCCAGCCUCAGCCCUCUCCCUGGGUCUGGGCAGACCAGCCCUCACCAGCCUGGAUGAUGGCGAGCUGGAGGAGAGAGGAGUGGGGAAGGACGCUAUGAUAAGCACCAGUCUGGUUGGCAUGUUGACCACAACUCCUACCAACGAGGAAGUGGGAGACGAGGAGUCCAGAGAACAGCUGAUUAAGACUCACUACAUGGCCAGAGUAGGAGAACUCACCACACAGCUACAGGUCUCUGACAGCAAGGCGGUUAACUUCCAUGCUGAGUGUCGAGCCCUGGUCAAGCGUCUGGCCUUGGCAGAGAAGUCACGGGAGACACUGACUGAGGAAGUGAAAUUGGCUAAUCAGAACAUCACACGUCUGCAGGAUGAGCUUGCCACGACCAAGAGGAGUUACAAGGAACAACUUAGUAUGAUGAGCGACCACCUGUGCAGCAUGAACGAGACUCUCAGCAAACAGAGAGAGGAGAUUGACAUACUCAAACUGAGCGGCAAGGGAAACUCCAAACUCCUAAAGAAGGGUCGGUAGGAAAUGAGUCCAUUGGGGAAACUGGGUUCCAUUUUGGAUCAGCAGCGCACCCUUAAUUGAGAGAAAGGCUGGACUAUGGAACCCCCACCCACUACAGCCCUGCCAGCUCCAUACCACCAAGAUGGAGGACCCUGUUAAACUUCUCCAUCAGAGGGAGGCUAUUGGGGAGGGGGGGGGGUUGUCUCUGAUACCACUCUGCUUAAAGGAAUUGUCUUUCUGAUUGACACAGAUAAUGACUUUACGUGUCAAGUGCUUCCCAGUGUGUGGCGGAAGCAGCUGCUUGACCCUUUGCACUUUGGUUUGGGGGAGGAAGUGGAAAAUGUAAAGGAAAGAUGAUAUAUUUUUCCUCCCCCCCACCAACUAGUCAGGUCAUGGAUGCUGACUAAAGGGAAUGAAGACCACCUGGCCCUGAUGGUUAGUGUGUCUCUUCUCUCUGUGCUAAACGUGGAAAUGACGGCGAUUUGACAUAUUAAUUAAUCAAAUUGCUCUUAAGUGGGAGAAGGAUAUCAUGUGAGCAAGUCAAGUGUUAAAUUGUGUGCCUGACUGGCUGUCUGGGUUGUCUUUGUCUAAUAGGGGGACUGUAGACUGUCAUGCCAGGCUUUGAGAGGGACUGCUAAUUAUUAUAACUUUUAUAUUUGGACUAUUUUUAGAUUCAAUGAAAGAUUAUUUGUGCAAAAUUGUGAUUUGAGGGACUAUGUUCAUUAUAUUUACCACAUUUUACUUGAAGGGCUGCCCCAGAUAAAAUGAAUCAAUGAGUGACAUUCAUUUGACAUCAGCCUUGGAUGCCCAGGCUUUGCUCUUUAGCGGAGGCCUAAGACCGAAGCUAGACACACACUUCCAUACAUUCCCUUAAAGCUGGAUUCCUUGACGGUGAAUCAGCCACAUCUGUUUGCGAUAUUACAACAACAAAGAAGUUAGGAUUUUUUUAUAUUUAAAAAUAAUAAUAAUUACAACGCUCCUCACCUCCGGUUUGUUAACAAAACAAGAACUGCCGUGGGGUGGACAGUAGCGCUGUUUCCCCUACUGAGAAUUCCAUCUUUAUCUAGAUGUCCCAUCUGUCCUCGAACGAAUGGAAGAAUCUGACAGAAUGACGAUGACAUGGAAUAGAUCUGACCCGAUUUCCCAAUCAAGUCUGACAUGACAGAUCUGUUCCACACGUUACAUUUCUAUUUGAACUAAAAAUGAUCUGUGAUGUUGCACAAGGUAGAGUUCAUAAAAUGGUGUCCGUCUGUGAUUUUUCUCUAGCAGUUGUAACACGAAAGUGUGUCUGGAUGUGCACUGAGGAGAACUAUGCUUGUGUCCCAAAUGACAUCCUAUUCCCUACAUAGUGCAAUACUUUUAACCAUUGCCUUAUGGGCCCUGGUCCAAUGUAAUGCACUAAGGAUUAAUGCGGUGCCAUUUGGGAUACAGCAUGUCGCACCAGUCUUCAAACCCAUGUAUCAUGUAUGGAGAGAAGGGUUAAUGUGAAUAUAAUACAUUAUUGUACCGUGUACUUUAACAGAAAUAUACAAAAAAAGAAAGGCAUUCGUUAGUUUUCCCAUAACUAUUUUCCAUGAUGACUCAAUGAAAUUACUAGUCGAUGAUCAAUGGAAAAGAGCAGAAACACAAACUAAUCAAUCACGCACCUGCAUUUAAUACUUGAUUAUUGGGUCCCGGAGAACUGAAAAUAUUUGCCUAUUGCAAAGCAAUACACACACAAAGGUCUGCUCUUUUGAACAUUCUGUAAGACUCAUGGUUUGUGUACCCAUUACAAUUGUAUUAUCGGCGUGUUGGCAAAACUAAAGUAGUCUACCCCUUGUCUGACAGUGUAGUGACUAAUCUAACAGUUCACAAUUAACAGCAGGGUUGUGUUCAUUAGGGCACACCAUAGCUAAACGUUUAACAAUAGAAAAUGAAAGUCCAGUUAGUACGCUGCUGUUUCACUCAGUUUUUGAACAUUUGCUUCCAUUUUGUACAUCCUGAAAACAACCCUGGAUGCUUAUUGCUUUUGUGUUCCAGUGACAUUUAUAGUGUGGCCAAUAAAAUUAAUAAUCCUA
Oncorhynchus gorbuscha (pink salmon) is the source of this 4617-nucleotide messenger RNA. Its product is annotated as protein phosphatase 1 regulatory subunit 21-like. Gene Ontology annotation, cellular component: membrane; early endosome. The record is from RefSeq and is a predicted model, not a curated record. The transcript is spliced from 21 exons. NCBI's taxonomy places the organism in Eukaryota, Metazoa, Chordata, Actinopteri, Salmoniformes, Salmonidae. The coding region runs from base 317 to 2581 and encodes 754 amino acids.